Letharia columbiana is the source of this 948-nucleotide messenger RNA. RefSeq lists its product as uncharacterized. The transcript is spliced from 11 exons. Gene Ontology annotation, biological process: phosphatidic acid biosynthetic process; triglyceride catabolic process. Gene Ontology annotation, molecular function: acylglycerone-phosphate reductase (NADP+) activity; triacylglycerol lipase activity. Gene Ontology annotation, cellular component: lipid droplet; endoplasmic reticulum. The record is from RefSeq and is a predicted model, not a curated record. The coding region runs from base 1 to 948 and encodes 315 amino acids. Lineage: Eukaryota; Fungi; Ascomycota; Lecanoromycetes; Lecanorales; Parmeliaceae.
AUGAGCGCUUUGCAGCCUUUCCCGGUGCCAUUGCCUGCUGGGGUCAAAUUUCCAGUCAAGACGUUCGCCAAAAGACAGCGGGCGGUUGUUAUGGCGCAAAGAUAUGUCCUCAUAACGGGUUGCGGCGAAGGCGGCAUUGGUGAAGCGCUGGCGAGAGAAUAUCAAAAGAAAGCCUGUACUGUUAUCACAACCGUGUUACCAUGGGAAUCGAAAGAUCACCUGAUCUCUGCCGGAAUCCAAUGCUAUGAACUCGACGUGACCGACGAUGCUUCUGUGCAAGCGCUCGAAAGGAUCGUGGACAAAGUCACCGAAGGCCGCCUUCAUGUACUCGUGAACAAUGCGGGCAUCUGCUACACAAUGACAGGCAUCGACACGGACGUGCAAGAAGUCCAGAAGAUGUUCAACGUCAACGUCUUCGGCCCCAUGCGAAUGGUGCACCAUUUCCAUCCCAUGUUGAUCAAAGCGCGAGGUACCAUUGUCAACAUCGGCUCCGUCGGAGGCAUCGUACCGUACAUGUAUGGAUCAUCCUACAACGCGACAAAAGCAGCCCUAGCCCACUGGGCGAAUACACUCAGGGUGGAGAUGGCGCCACUCGGAGUCAAAGUCACCACCAUCAUCUCCGGCAACAUCGGGACCAACAUCCUCAAAAGCGACACCGCCAGGACCCUCCCCGAAGGAUCCUUCUACGCCCCACUCGCGCGCGAGUUCCAAGAGCACGUCCAGCGGGUUCCAGACACGACCCCCCGCGCCGUCUACGCCAGCCACGUCGUGCCCCAGACCCUGAAGGCGAACCCGCCGGCGUGGUACUGGGUCGGCGCCACCACGGGCAUCGUUCGCUUCAUGGACAUUUUCGGCUUCCGGACCGUUUGGGAUUACAUCCUCUGGCCCGUGUUCAACCUUGGGAAGUUGAGGCAGGAGACGGAGGUGUGGAGGCGGGGGAACGAGUAG